Drosophila arizonae is the source of this 1885-nucleotide messenger RNA. RefSeq names its product cortactin (gene Cortactin). The record is from RefSeq and is a predicted model, not a curated record. Gene Ontology annotation, cellular component: plasma membrane; cortical actin cytoskeleton; site of polarized growth. Gene Ontology annotation, biological process: regulation of actin filament polymerization; cell migration. NCBI's taxonomy places the organism in Eukaryota, Metazoa, Arthropoda, Insecta, Diptera, Drosophilidae. Gene Ontology annotation, molecular function: actin filament binding.
GUUUAGUGCAUUGCAUUUAAAUUAAUUGUUUAAAGCUUUAGUUUUUCCAAUUUAAAAGUGUUUAAAAAUUAGCUAGCUGCCGUGCAACCCUUUUAAUAUAUUUAACACAUAUAAGAAGUAGCCAUUAUGUGGAAAGCAACAGCCGGCCAUCAAAUACAGGCAACUAGCGCCGCCGAAGACGAUGACUGGGAAACGGAUCCUGAUUUUGUCAACGAUGUCAGCGAACAAGAGCAAAGAUGGGGCUCCAAAACAAUUGAUGGCAGCGGACGUGACGGGGGCGGCGCUAUUGACAUGAACAAACUGCGCGAGGAGACGGAGAAGUCGGAUUUGAAUAAGAAGAAACAAUUGCUAAAGGAUCAAAAUGCUGGCUAUGGAUACGGCGGUAAAUUUGGCGUUGAGAAGGAUCGCAUGGACAAGUCGGCGGUUGGCCAUGAUUAUCAGGGCAAAGUAGACAAGCACGCGUCACAGGUGGACUAUAGCGAAGGUUUCGGUGGUAAAUACGGCGUGCAAACAAAUCGCGUGGACAAAUCUGCCGUGGGUUGGGAUCAUAUCGAAAAAGUGGAAAAACACGAAUCCCAAAAGGAUUACUCUAAGGGCUUUGGAGGAAAAUUUGGCGUGCAGGAGGAUCGCAAGGAUAAAUCGGCAUUGGGCUGGGAUCAUAUCGAAAAGGUUGAGAAGCACGAGUCGCAGAAAGACUACUCUAAGGGCUUUGGUGGUAAAUUCGGCGUACAGGAGGAUCGCAAGGAUAAGUCUGCCGUCGGUUGGGAUCACAUUGAGGCACCACAAAAGCACGGCAGUCAAGUGGAUCAUAAAGUCAAGCCCAUUAUUGAGGGUGCGAAGCCCUCAAACUUACGUGCCAAAUUUGAGAACUUGGCGAAAAACUCUGAGGAGGAAUCACGCAAACGUGCCGAAGAGCAGAAGCGUUUGCGCGAAGCUAAGGACAAGCGAGACCGCGAGGAGGCAGCCAAGCAAACGGUUGUCGAAAACACGCCACUACCAUCUGCCGAAGAGGCACGUACGCCGCCGGUCAAGGGCAGUCGCACAGCUAUACAGACGGGACGUUCCGGUGGUAUUGGCAAUGCCAUCAGCGCAUUUAAUCAAAUGCAGUCGCCGGUAGCUGAAACGCCGCCGGCACGAAAAGAACCAAUUGUCAUACCGAAGGAGCCGGCGCCCGUGGAGUCAGCAAAGCCUUCCGUGGUUGAGCAGCCAGCGGCUCCGAUAGCUGCUGUUGCUAAAGAGGUUCCGGCUGCAGCCGAGCCGAAAAUUUCUGCACCACCACCAGAUGUGGUGCCCCAAAUUGAGAUAGAGACUGUCGCCACGCCACCAUCAAGUGAGCCCCAAUCGCCAGCUCACGUCGCAGCUGUGGAGCAAACACCCGAGCCACAUUCGCAACCGCCGGUACAGGUGCAAUCCCAGCCAGAGCCCCAGGCGGAGCUGGAGCAGGAGCCGCUUUAUCAAAACCAGGCAGAGCUGAAAUCGGUGUCCCCAUUGCCAGCUGCUCAAUCGUCAAUACCAGCAGCAGCCUCAGCGGCUGCAGCUAAUGGCACAUCGGAGGAGGCCAUCUAUGCAAACUCUGAUAAUUUGGCGGACUAUUUGGAGGAUACUGGCAUACAUGCAAUUGCAUUAUAUGAUUACCAGGCAGCUGAUGAUGACGAGAUAUCUUUUGAUCCCGACGAUGUCGUUACGCACAUUGAGAAGAUCGAUGAUGGCUGGUGGCGUGGCCUGUGCAAGAACCGUUACGGCCUCUUUCCUGCCAACUAUGUGCAAGUUAUUAAUCAAAGCUCCUAAUCAGCAAAUACUUCCAUUUGAAAUUAUUAUCAGGAACAAAAUCAAAUUAUACACUAAAUAUUUAAUACAGCGAAGAAACCAUGUUGAAUCAAAAUAC